Macrosiphum euphorbiae (potato aphid) is the source of this 798-nucleotide messenger RNA. The record is from the annotation of a GenBank genome assembly. Lineage: Eukaryota; Metazoa; Arthropoda; Insecta; Hemiptera; Aphididae.
AUGAUAACACAAAGCAUUUGUGAAAUUAUUACCAGUAACUUGUUGCCUUUUUCUUUUGUUGAGAAUAAUGAAUUUAAAAAUCUCAUGAAUUUAAUUGAGCCGAAUUAUCAAAUACCAUGUCGAAAAACAAUAAGUACUCGCAUAGAACAAUUGUACGAAAAUAAAGUAAAUGAUACAAAAAACGAGCUAGAAAGUAUUAAUGGUAUCGCUCUAACUACCGAUGGAUGGAGUUCACUAGCUAUAGAUUCUUAUAUUACAUAUACUGGUCACUAUUUUGAUAAAAAUUGGACAUUGUGCAAUGUAACAUUAUCCAUUGAAGAAAUGACAGAAUCCCACACAGCUGACCACCUAAAAGAUGAAAUUAUAGACAUUUUAGAAAAAUGGAUCUUAACUAACAAAGUGACUGGUAUAACCCAUGACAACGCAUCAAACAGUACAAACGCAGUCAAAAAUUUAGAAGAUCAAUUCAAUUUGUAUUCGAGUAGAUGCGAUACACAUACAAUUCAGUUAGCUAUCAAGAAAGGUCUCGAUGAAAACGUUUGUAGUCGUUUGUUAAAAACAUCUUCAUUAAUUGUAGCUUCUUUUAGACAAUCAACAAAGCGAUCCAAAGCACUACAAUUGUAUCUACAACAAACAGGUAAACAACAGUUAACUCUAUUGCAAAGUUGUCCCACUAGAUGGAAUUCAUCCCUAGCAAUGUUAGACCGUUUGCUUAUACUGCGUACAGCUGUUGUAGCAGUUAUAUCAGAUAGAGCAGUGGUUCCCAACCUUUUUUAUUCUAUGCCCCCCUUAAAUUAG